Messenger RNA from Caretta caretta (loggerhead turtle), 631 nucleotides. RefSeq names its product histone H3. The record is from RefSeq and is a predicted model, not a curated record. Lineage: Eukaryota; Metazoa; Chordata; Testudines; Cheloniidae. Gene Ontology annotation, cellular component: nucleosome. Gene Ontology annotation, molecular function: DNA binding; protein heterodimerization activity; structural constituent of chromatin.
GGGUUUUGCUCCAGCGGGUGUUGUUUUCCUUUGUCUGAAGGCAGGUUUUCGUAGUUAGUGAGAAUGGCUAGGACAAAGCAAACAGCUCGCAAAUCUACUGGGGGUAAAGCUCCCCGUAAACAGUUGGCUACUAAAGCUGCCCGUAAAAGUGCUCCUGCGACUGGAGGAGUGAAAAAACCUCAUCGCUACCGGCCUGGCACCGUGGCUUUGCGGGAGAUUCGCCGUUACCAGAAAUCCACUGAGCUGCUCAUCCGCAAACUGCCCUUCCAGCGCCUGGUGCGUGAAAUCGCCCAGGACUUCAAGACCGACUUGCGCUUCCAGAGUUCGGCUGUUAUGGCCCUGCAGGAGGCUAGUGAGGCAUAUCUAGUUGGUCUCUUCGAGGAUACCAACCUAUGUGCUAUUCAUGCCAAGAGAGUCACCAUUAUGCCCAAGGACAUCCAGUUGGCCCGCCGUAUCCGCGGGGAGAGAGCUUAAAUUUCUAAUAGGAGUUCAUGCAACCAACUAAAAAAAACCCCAAAAGGCUCUUUUAAGAGCCACCACAUUUACACUGAAAGGAGCUGUAUUUCUGCUUUAAUAUUUCAAUGGAUUGUACGAACAGUAAGAGUACCAAAAAGAUUGCGGUCUAGUAAGG